GACGAGAGCAAAUACAUUUAACUAAUUUAACAGUUAAUUAGAUUUAAAAAUAAAUAAAAAUAGUAAACACUUUCCUCCAACUAGAUUCACGUUUACUUACUUUACUACGCGGAUCGUAAAUUACAUAUUUGGAAAUCCGUCCGCGAACAACGACAUAACCCCAGAUAUCGCGAGAAACCGCGAGAACAUGGAAACAAGACAACAAAAAUAAAUUUGUGGACAACAAGCCAGAGUGCAUGAUGGCGGCGUCGCUGCUGCUGCGCCGGGACAAGAAAGCCACUGCCGCCCACUUGAAGGCAGACUUAAAUCGGACUGACAACAGCUCCGGGGUCCGACAACUUCAGGAGCUUCUCGACGCUGUGCUAAAUCCCGAAAAACCAGCGGCGGACACGGACGCUCUCGACUGGUGUAAAUGUCUGCUCGCAGGAGGAGACGGUUUCGAGGAGUUCUGCAAAACGGUCCGGUCCUAUGACAACGCGACUCUCUGCGGCUUGGUUUGGACCGCUAAUUUCGUGGCGUACCGCUGCCGGACCUGUGGCAUCUCUCCGUGCAUGUCGCUGUGUGCUGAGUGCUUCAAUAACGGAGACCACACGGGCCAUGAUUUCAACAUGUUCCGGAGCCAGGCUGGCGGGGCCUGUGACUGUGGAGACGGUAAUGUCAUGCGAGAGAGUGGGUUUUGCAGACCACAUCGGUUGAGAACGGGGGAGAAUGUCCCUUCAAUACCCCGAGACCUUCUCUUGAUGUCUGAGAUGGUUCUUCCUCGCUUCAUCCUGUGUAUCAUACAGUAUCUGAGAGAUGGAUACAUUGAGCCAGACACCUCAACUGAGAGAGAUCUACAGAAAGUCCUGCAGCAGCUGGAGCCUCAGAUCUCUUUCCUAGAGGAGCUCACGAAGAUGGGAGGAGCAAUGCGGACUGUACUGACAAAGAUCUUGACCAAUCAGCAGACAUUCAAGGAGUUGAGCAUGGGCCAAGAGGAGAACUUGUAUGCUAAAAAGAACUAUGACAAGUAUCUGUCAGCCUUGAAGAAUUCAGGUCUGGUGUCUGUGGAGGAGAAAGGCCAAGGUGCUACAGCUGAUGUCACUGUUGGUGCUGAAGGAGGUGCAGGAGCAAUGGUCCUAUUGGGAACCACUGCACCAGGGAGCCCAGAUGAGUCUAAUAAAGAGGAGGACCAAGAUGCAGGGCAGUCUGUUGGCCAGAGGAAGAGGGUUAAGCUGAGCAGCAGUACCAAAGACCCGUGUAUUAUUGAAUCUCUGAAGCAUAAAUGCUUCCUGGAGGAGUUGCUGUUUUGGACAAUAAAAUAUGAGUUUCCUCAGAAGAUGGUCACAUUCUUACUCAACAUGUUGCCAGAUCAGGAUUACAAGAUCACCUUUACAAAAACAUUUGUUCAGCAUUAUGCAUUCAUCAUGAAAACACUGAUGAAAAGCCACGAGUCGGACACAAUGUCCAACCGCAUUGUACAUAUUAGUGUGCAGCUGUUCAGCAACGAGGAGCUGGCUCGACAUGUGACAGAGGAGUGUCAGCUGCUGGACAUCAUGGUCACAGUCCUCCUCUACAUGAUGGAGAGUUGCCUUAUUAAAAGUGAGCUUCAGGAUGAAGAGAACAGUCGCCAUGUUGUGGUGAACUGCAGCGAGGCUCUGUUGAAGAACAACACCUACUGGCCAUUAGUUAGUGACUUCAUUAACAUCCUCUCACACCAAAGUGUAGCGAAAAAGUUCCUAGAGGACCAUUCAUUGUUGAUGCUGUGGAUGAGCUUUGUAUCGUUUUUCCAAGGUAUGAACCUGAAUAAGCGGGAGUUGAAUGAACACGUGGAAUUUGAGUCUCAGACAUACUAUGCAGCAUUUGCAGCAGAGCUUGAGGCCUGUGCACAACCAAUGUGGGGUCUCUUAACACACUGCAAAGUCAAAGAGACACAGGAGUACACUAAAACUGUGGUGCGUUACUGCUUGGAGACUCUGCAGAUCUGGUUUGAUGCCAUUGGUUUCAUUGACGAGCCUGCUCCCAAUCAAGUGACAUUUCACCUGCCACUGCACCGCUACUAUGCCAUGUUCCUCAGUAAGGCUGUAAAGUGCCAAGGCCUGGAUCUGGACAGCCUCCUGCCUGACCAAGAGAUGCUGAUGAAGAUCAUGGUGCAUCCGCUCCAAAUCCAGGCGUGCCUGUCAGAGAUCCACAGCAACAUGUGGGUCAGGAAUGGUCUCCAGAUCAAGGGACAGGCCAUGACCUACGUGCAGUCACACUUCUGCAACUCCAUGAUUGAUCCAGACAUUUAUCUCCUCCAGGUCUGUGCAUCAAGACUAGACCCGGACUACUUUAUCUCAAGUGUUUUUGAGAGGUUCAAAGUGGUUGACUUGUUGACGAUGGCCUCUCAGCAUCAGAAUGCUGUGUUAGACUCUGAGCAGGAAAGGCCGAUGCUGGAAGGAGCAUUGACCUUCCUGGUCAUAUUGACGAGCCUUCGCAUUCAUCUGGGGAUGACGGAUGACGAGAUUCUUCGAGCUGAGAUGGUCUCGCAGUUGUGUAUGAAUGACCGUACACACAGUGCGCUGUUAGACCUUAUUCCCGAGAAUCCCAACCCAAAGAGUGGCAUUGUACCAGGGAGUUGUAGUUUUGAGGAGAUGCUCUCUGCUGUAGCUGACUUCAAAGCACCGGUGUUUGAGCCUGGAGGCUCCAUGCAGCAGGGGAUGUACACACCUAAAGCGGAGGUGUGGGAGAAGGAGUUUGACCCCAUCAUGGUUGUUCUCAGAACUGUCUAUCGACGUGACGUCCAGUCAGCAAUGGACAGAUACUCGGCAUUUUUAAAACAGUCUGGGAUCCACACCGGCAACCCAUGGCCACCGUACAAGGAGAGGACUCCUUUGCAUCCGUGUUACAAAGGCCUAAUCAAGCUGUUGCACUGCAAGACGCUUCACAUUGUGAUAUUCACUCUCCUUUACAAGAUAUGGAUGGAUCACCAGAACAUGUCUGAGCAUGUGCUGUGCAUGGUGCUGUACCUGAUCGAGCUGGGCUUGGACAACCAGGUUCAAGACAACAAGGAGGACGAGGAGCCGUGCAUUGAGGAGCACUGCCAUGACAGUUGGUUCCCUGGCACCAACCUCCUCUCCAAUCUGCACCAUGUCAUCAACUUUGUGAGGGUUCGGGUUCCCGAGACAGCUCCCGAAGUGAAGAGAGAGGCCCCUCCCAGCACCAGCACUGAAGCUUCUUCUUAUGGCCAGAACUCCAGGCGUCUUACAGGGAAUUGGAGAGAGAACCUGCGUGAAGCUCAGGUGUUCAGCCUUGUAGCGGAGCGCAGGAGGAAGUUCCAGGAGAUCAUCAACCGCAGCAACACUGAAGCUACCCAGGUGGUGAGGCCCAAGAGCUCCUCAACACGCUGGGUUCCACCAGGCACACCCCCCCAGCUGGUGACAGAGAUCCUGGAGAUCCGGGAGAGCAUGCUGUCCCUCCUCAUCAAGCUCCACCAGAAGCUGUCAUCCAAGCAGAACUCUCUGUCGGCAUCCUGGCUGGAGGAUAUGGACAUGAACCGUCACGCUCAUGGAGAUGGCAUUACAGCCAUUGAGCGUAUCCUCACCAAGGCGGCCACGCGGAGCUGCCAAAUCAAGCGUAGCAUCCAGGACAUUUGUGGAAAGGUGUGUCCUCCUGUUCCACCUAAGAAGAACAGUCCCACAGACAAGAAAACUAUGGAUAAAGAAGAAAGACGUCAAAGGGCUAGAGAGAGACAGCAGAAGCUGCUUGCUGAAUUUGCCUCCAGGCAGAAGAGUUUCAUGGAAACGGCCAUGGAUGUUGAAUCCCCUGAAACGGAGGCUGCCAUGGACCUAGGAGCGUCUGAAGUGAUGGAGUCCGAGGUUCUUUACGACUGCGUGAUCUGUGGCCAGAGCGGACCUUCCACCGAGGACAGACCCACUGGCCUUGUAGUUCUCCUCCAGGCAUCCUCAGUGCUGGGGCACCGCUGCAAAAGCAAAGAGGCCAAGAAACUACCGACAAGUGAUGAAGAACACAUCUAUGCCGCAGACACGUGUGGGGUGGCUCAUGAUGUCAGGCUCACGCUCAUGCAGCGGUUCUUCAAAGAUAGCUCUUGUCUGCAGUCUGUGUCAAUAGGUUGGGACGGGGGCGUCUACGUCCAGACCUGUGGACACACUUUGCAUAUAGAUUGCCACAAGUCAUACAUGGAGUCUCUGAGGAAUGACCAGGUCCUCCAGGGUUUCUCUGUUGACAAGGGUGAAUUUACCUGCCCACUGUGUCGACAGUUUGCCAAUAGUGUCCUUCCCUGUCGCCCUGGACGGGGCACAGAGGCUGGUGCCUGGCACACACCCACAAACAAGAAGACGUGUGUGCUUGUAAAGGAGGUGGAAGAUCUUCAGGAGAAACUUGGGCUUUUUCCGUCUAAACUGCCUAUGAAGGGGGAUAGAAAACAAGAAAAGGAACUUUCAAUAAAGACGGAAUCCAACUUGAGUAAAGAGAUGGAGCUUGUUAUUAAAGACAUCAAGAAUACCACCCAGAAGAAAUACAUGGACUACGGCAAGAACCCUGGCUCCCCUGACAAUGACUUCCUCUUCAUGUACUCUGUGGCAAGGACCAACCUGGAGUUGGAACUUGUGCACCGGGGAGGAAACCUGUGCUCUGGAGGGGCCAGUGCAGCUGCCAAACGCUCAUGUCUCAAUCAGCUGUUCCAUGUGUUGGCCAUGCACAUGCGUCUAUACAGCAUUGAUUCAGCCUACAACCCCUGGACUAAGCUGACUCAGGUUACACAAAGCAGAGAGACAGACGGCUUUGAUGAAGAGAGACCUGAGGUACCCAUGCUGUUUCGAGAUGUCCCAUCCCUCCUGAUUAUCUUUGUGCUAACAAUGCCACAACCGCUGCGAAAAGAGCACUUUACCUGUGUGGUGAAGAUGCUGUACAACCUGCAGUUCACCCAGGCUCUGGCUGCACUCUCAUCCAAGUUCAGCCCAGAAGAAAGGCAGGCCUGGAGCACAGCUGGAGCCCUCAAGAAGAGUGCAGCAAAUGCUGAUAAAUCCUUUGAAGUGCUGCUCAGUCAUGUUAUCAGUGAGCUCUCUAAGGACAAGAGUGUCUACAAGGUGAACGCUGAAGAAACAUCAAUGCUGAUCUCCAGUGUGUGGUCCCCACAGUCUAUCGAGUUCAGCCUCCAGCAGUUCUGCCUGCCCUUCCUUCGCCUCUCCUGUCUCCUGCAGCAUCACCUCUAUGGAGACAACCUAACUGGUUGCCAGGAGGAGGAGGAGUUUGCGUCCUUGGCUGUGUGUUUGGGGCUCCUACCCUCGGCCCCUCAGCCAUCCAACACUGUGCACAGUGCCUCAUGUCUGCAGUGGGCGGUCAGCGCCUUUGACUUGGUGAUACAGUGGUGCGCUGAGGUCACAGGGCUCUCCCAGAUGCAGGCUGAGCAAUCAUUGACCUUGGUUGUCCAGGAUCCUCAGUGGGCAGCCCCCCGCCUUCUCCAGCUACCUGACAACUACAAUAUCAUCUUCCAGUACUAUCACAGGAAGGCCUGCACUGCCUGCAAAAAGGUGCCAAAAGACCCUGCACUCUGCCUUGUUUGUGGCGCCUUCGUCUGUCUCAAAGGCGUGUGCUGCAAACAGCAGGGUACCUGUGAAUGUGUUUUGCACUCCCAACAUUGUGGCGCAGCUACAGGCAUCUUUCUACUGAUAAAUGCCUCAGUCAUCAUCAUCAUCCGUGGACAUCGUUUCUGCCUGUGGGGUUCUGUUUACCUUGAUGCCCAUGGAGAGGAGGACCGUGAUUUACGCCGUGGCAAACCUCUCUUCUUAUGUGAAGAGAGGUAUCGAGUGUUGGAGCAACAGUGGGUUUCACACACCUUUGAUCACAUCAAUAAGCGUUGGGGGCCUCACUAUAAUGGACUCUAAGAUCUUCCAAAGUCCACUGCAAACAGCAACCAAUGACUGAGAAGAUGUUUUUUUUCUUUUUUUUCUGGCUUAUGUGUCUGCCCCGAUCAAAAUAUUUGGGAACCCUUAACGUGAUAAAUACAAACAUCCAGUAAAGGUAUUGCAGCCACAGCCUCAGUUUAUGUGAAGUUUGGUGUACAAUCAUGCCUAAAGAUUAACACGUGUGUGUGUUUAAGUGAUUUAUUGUGUGGUUUUCAACAGGGAAAAACAGAAUUUGGUAAGAUCAAAGUAAAAAGCACAACUUUGCCCAGCAAUUCGAUUGGUUUGGAACAGGCUUUUGAAGCCUGUCGUAUUUAUUUGGGUUAAAAUAUAUAUAUAUAUAUAUAUAUAUAUAUAUAUAUAUAUAUUUCAAGUGCUGAAUGUCCCUGCGAAGUUUGGUUACUUUUUGCACCAUUUAUGAUGAUGUUAAUGCAUAUCCCUUUUUAUUUAUCAAAAUGUGCUCUGCUGUGCUGGCAUGAGUUUCAAGCUCCUGAUGAGUGUAGCGAUGUUAUUGCAAUGUGCACUCAUUGUCUGCUGACAUGUGAUGGUAGGCAGGACAAGUCCACCCAUCAACACACUAGAGUUAUUUUGCAAACAAGCAAAGACUCUUUUUAUGGGUCUAGUUGCAAUCCAUCCUCAGGAAUUUUUUUUUUUUGUUUUUUGCUGUUUAAAAUAAGUUUUAGAUAUUUAAAUAAAUGCUGCUGCUCAUUGUUCAAGUAAGUAAUUUUAACUUUUUGUGAAGAUUUUUUUUUUCUAAGGUUGUGCUUUGAGUUUAUAGUAGAUGGCUGGGAAUGUUGACUCAAACUCACUUCAAUGUUUAAGAGGGUAUGCGGUCACCUCAUUGCGUUCACUACAGUUCUCGUAGUCCUGCUCUAUCCGCUUUUUGUUUCUGGUUGGUUUUGAAAAAAUAAAUUUUAAAAAAAGAUCUCAAAACACCAACUCUAAGACAGCUAAAGCUUCAACCGCUCAAUAAAUAAUCUAAACAUUCGUUUGUCAUCGCUCCACAAAAACCUGAAGUCAAACACAGAAUUUAAGUAGCAUACUGUUGUCAGGAAAAGGAAAUGUCGAUGCACAGAUAUAUAGCGUCUGGCGGCACUGGCGAAGCUGAACGCCAUAUGAGAGCAGAAAUACUAUACUCGUUCUGUCAAAGUUUUCUCUCAAGAUAUGAAACUCAAUGAAAUUUAAGUUGCUUUUUGAGACGAAAUGCCAAUACUCCUCAUCUUUCUGUGCUGUCUGAAAAAGUUUCCCCCCUUUUUUAUGCUUUGAUUGUCGAGUCCUAACUGCAGUAUAGAACAUUCAUCGUGUUGACUCUCCCUUUCUCAUGCACCAUCUAGUUGUGAUUUAUAGUUGCAUUCCAACAUUACAAGGUUUUCACUUGAGUAUCCGUUAUACACUGUGCAUGACAUCCUUUAAAGCCACCAUUAUUUAAGUGUCUUAGCUACUUAAUUUUCUGAUUAUCAUCUUUUUUUCUUUUUCUUUCUUGAAGACAGGAAUUUAUCCAGUCGUGCCUGCAAGAUUAUUUUUAGUUUUCUUUUUUUUUUUUCGAGUGAUAAACUGCUGAUAUCUGGUUUUGAGAUGCUGGGCCACAUCGUGCUGCAUUGAUGAAUCUCUAAAGAGCGGGUUAACACUUGGGAGAAAAAAAAAACAUCUUCUUGAAUUCAUGCAUGCUGCUUUUUCUGUUCACUGAGUUUUCUCCUCUUCUUUAUUUCACAGUACCCACUUUGUAAAUGACCGCAACCAAAUAGCCAACAAGUAAUGGGUGUAAAUUGUGACUGAAAGGUCUUGUGUGUUCUCCUGUAUGAAUGAAGAGAGAAUACAGUACAUUACUGUAGGUGCUGACUCAAACUUUCUGAGUUUGACCAGAAAGUAUGACUUGGACAUUUAAUGCAAAAUGUAACAUAUGUGAAUAAAAUAUAAUCACACUGA
This is a messenger RNA of Dicentrarchus labrax (European seabass), 7805 nucleotides long. It is a transcript of the gene ubr3, whose product is annotated as ubiquitin protein ligase E3 component n-recognin 3. The transcript is spliced from 41 exons. Bases 237 to 5861 code for a protein of 1874 amino acids. Gene Ontology annotation, biological process: ubiquitin-dependent protein catabolic process via the N-end rule pathway; protein ubiquitination. The record is from RefSeq and is a predicted model, not a curated record. Lineage: Eukaryota; Metazoa; Chordata; Actinopteri; Moronidae. Gene Ontology annotation, cellular component: cytoplasm; ubiquitin ligase complex. Gene Ontology annotation, molecular function: zinc ion binding; ubiquitin protein ligase activity.